This is a messenger RNA of Diprion similis, 3469 nucleotides long. It is a transcript of the gene Brd8, whose product is annotated as bromodomain-containing protein 8-like. Gene Ontology annotation, cellular component: NuA4 histone acetyltransferase complex. The record is from RefSeq and is a predicted model, not a curated record. NCBI's taxonomy places the organism in Eukaryota, Metazoa, Arthropoda, Insecta, Hymenoptera, Diprionidae. Bases 97 to 3345 code for a protein of 1082 amino acids. The transcript has 3 exons. Gene Ontology annotation, molecular function: protein binding.
AAUAACAAGAAUUGCGGUACGCUUUGUUUAAAAACAUUAGUAAACAACAAACACGGUGAAUCGAUUAAUACAUGUGUAAAAACAAUUAGUAGCAGAAUGGCAUCUGCACAGGACAGGAUGAAAGUAAAACGUGUUCCGUACGAUACAUGGAGCACCAGAGAGCAACUGUGCUUGGCCGCAAGUGUAUUGAAUUCUGGGGAGAAUGUUCAGAAUUGGAAAGCCGUGUCUGAAUCUUUGGAGCCGUUUGCUGAAAAAGAAGCGUUGCGACCGCCUGACUGGUUCUCACAAAAGUCCUGUGCCGUUCAAUAUUCGCAUUUAUUGGAAACGGCGGAUACUCCGAAAAGGAAAAAAAGAGAAAGCGGAGAAACGCAAGCUGAAUCUAUAGUAAAUCGAUUAACACAGGAAAGAAUUGCGGAACUGAAGCAAAUUCUCGCCUUUCAAAGAGACGAAUAUCAGCAGCUUAAAGCUGAAGUAAACCUUUUGAAAUGUGGCCCUUUAUCCGACGACAAGCUGCAAAAAAUGUGGCAAGUCAUAGAGCAAGAAGAACGGGAACAGGAGCAAAAAGUUAGAGCGUACGCCGCAUGGCUGACGAAACGACAGCAAAAGCAAGAAUCUAUGGUAACGCAGUCAGCGCCUAUCCCACGAAAGGCGGGAGACGGUACGACGGAUAAUAACGAUGCUUCUGUAUUAGAUUCAUCGAAUAACGACGAGGAUGAAAAGAAACGAGGCGGCAGAUCGCCUCUACUGACAAGCUUAUUAAAGUCCACCAGCCCAACGACUCAAGUACAAACACCACCAACGCCGACAAAAGCUAGCUCCCCUACCAUAGCCAGCCUCUUAGUUUCGAGUCCAAAGGUCCCGAGUUCCCAGUUAGAUCGUGGUUUAGCACAAAACGUUUCUUCCCAAUUGCAGCAGUUGGUCUCCACCGCGAUAGCAAACGCGCCAUCCGAAAGACCUUCGGCUGGGGCGCCGACACUUUCGAUGCUCUUGGAAUUGCCGGCGAAUCCACAGCGAGGACCGUUACCAAACUUGCAAUCGUCGUCUGCGAUUAUAACGCAGCCUAGUAUGCCUCCCGAAAUUCAUUCUCCUCUACCGACCAACGCACCCAUGACAUCUGAAAGUGUUCUGCAAGCAAUAAAUCCUCCGACUACGGUACCGGUGUCUCAGAAUAUCCCGGUAACGGAGAGUAUGGUACAGAUAAUAGACCAUAUAGACGAAGUUAUUGGCAAGGAUAUAAUGGCCGAUGUUAUUGACAAAGAUGAAAUAAACGAAAUCAUUGGAGAUAUUGAGGAGCUGAUCAAAGAGGAGAUCACUUCAAGUCCAAGAACGAACGAAACCCCACCAGCGACUGCCGUUGUGGAAACGUUGACUGCACAAGCGGUCCAAGAAACUGUCCCAGAGCGUCCUGAACCUCGCCCAAAACCUCGCCCAGAACCUCGGAACGUCGAUGAGCCGGUAUCAUUGUCGGAUUCACCUGAGAGUGAAAUAGCAAUAGAAGAGAUCGAUUCGAGCACGUCAAAUAUCGCGGAAAUUAUUGGAACUGUAGCUGUAGAGUCUACGGAGUCGAAAAUAAUGGUCACUUGCGAGUCGCCGAAGGUCGAGGAGAAAGCCAAAUCUGAAGCUGGAGAUGCGGACGAGGAAAACAUGGAUAACGAAUCGUUACCAGAGGAACUUCAGAAUUCUCCUUACGAAAGAGAAGAUACUACUGAAGAAGUGGAAUUGAGUCCCAAAAGCGAAUGUAAAGAGUCUGAAAACAACGAAAACACGCCGGCGGAUACCAAAGGGUCGGAAGACCGGAAUACGGAGAAGAGCGCCACACCAGAGGUGACUGAAGACGUGGUAAAGGAGGAAACUGACCUCGUCGAGGUUGAUAAGGAAACAACAAGUGACAGUACAAGCGACGAGAAAGAGCCUGUUCAGGAACCGGAGAUUAAGCAAGAACCGCAACUAGAUCAACUGGAAAUGGAUCUUGCUGAGAUAACCGGAGACCCACAAGACAAAUCAGCUGAAGCAGCACCUGCCAGCGUAUCGUCCGAAACUACAAACGACGGCGCUAGCGCAGAGGAAGCGGAGAAGUCUCAGGACAUUAGUUUGAUUUUAGAAGAUGACGAAAGCUCGCAAGGUUCGCAAAACAAGGACAAAACAUCGCCUCAAGAACCGGUAUUAGACAUAGUGGACACUUUUGAGUCGUGUCCUGAGGAAUCUACCGUUUCAACCGAGGAGGAACCUGAUGUGGUGGUAAAAGUUACAGAGAAUGUGCCAAUCGUCAUGGACGAAUCGACAACUGAGUCCAAAGACAAUGUUUCGGAAGAAACUGAAAAGGAAGACGACAAGAAGGAGAUCUUUAAAGAUUCUAUCGACGCGAUAGUUCAUCAAGUUGGCGACACGGAGAUGAAAGUAGGGGACACAUGUGGGACUGAUGCAAAUCCUUCUGCCAUACCGGAAGCGGUGGUCGUUGUAAAAGAAGAAGCCGCAGACGUUCCAGAACCGACGAAGACCGAGGAGCCAACUUUGAAAGAGGAGGUGGACGAAACAGUUAUUGAGAAAAUUGUGGAAGCAGAAAAACAAACCAAAGUUAAAGUUGAAAUUGAGGCAGAAUCUGUUACGGAGAAGAAAGACGAGGUGGCAAAAGACAGCGAAAUGCCAGAGGAUAAACCAGAAAUGAAAGAAUCCUUGGAACCUGAAUCGGAUAUAAAAAAAGAGCCGGUUACGGGAAUCACAGAUGAUGGAGACCUUGACGAGGAAGAAUCUUCGUUGAGUAAAUUGAGCGGUGGUCGCACUAUGAAAACGUAUUCCAAAAGGCCAGUUGUUACGAUAGACAGUGAACCAGAGAACGAAGGAAGCGGGGAAGGCGCCGAUUAUCGUGCUUGGAAAAAAGCUGUUAUGCUGGUAUUUAAUAGACUCGUUACACACAAAUAUGCGUCUGUAUUUCUGAGGCCCAUUACGGAAGAUCAAGCGCCGGGUUAUCAUUCGGUUAUUUUUCGUCCCAUGGAUUUGUCCACCAUUAAAAAGAACAUUGACAACGGAACGAUCAGGUCUACAAUGCAUUUUCAGCGAGAUGUUAUGCUGAUGUUCCAAAACGCCAUUAUGUACAACAAACAGGAUACAUUUGUCUACAAAAUGGCUGUUUCCAUGCAAGAAGAAUGCUUGCAACACAUGCAGAUAUUAGUACAAGUCACUGGCGAGGGACCGUUUAGAAGAGAAACAAGAACAGCUGCUAACAGUAGUAGCGAUUUUGGUGAUUCGUCUGCAAAACCGCAGCGAAAAAGAAGUCACAUAACUCCUAGUCCACAUGACUCUGACAGCGCACGUACUAAGAAACGAAGAAAAUCGGAAAAUGAUUAAUACUUUCAAACAGUCAAAUGCCAAUCUGUUUUCUGAUAAAGUUUCACGUAUAACGUGUUCAAAUUCACUUCACCAACUUGUGGACAGAGUUACUAGUUUGUGGCCAAGACUCUGUUGAAGCUAC